Messenger RNA from Closterium sp. NIES-67, 1442 nucleotides. NCBI's taxonomy places the organism in Eukaryota, Viridiplantae, Streptophyta, Zygnematophyceae, Desmidiales, Closteriaceae. The record is from the annotation of a GenBank genome assembly.
ACUCCCCUGCCUCCCCUUCGGCCUCCUGCUUGCACCACCUUGGCUAGUAGCUGCUAGCCACAAGAGAAACUGUUUUUCUUGUUUCAUGGACUCACAAUAGUCCUCCUGCCAUGCCAUGCCAUCCGCCAUCCCACCGCCUAUGUUGAUCUGACAGAUUCAUUACGUGACAGAUAAGUCGUAGGAGAACCGUGACUUCGCGUCUGUGUUUCUUCGGCGAAACCGAGGGAGGCUGACGUGCUUUUCCCCGAAGAGGGCCAUUUUGAAGGCCGUGUUUGCCACUGGCAGCCUCUGGCAUUUUCGUCGAUAAUUUCCUCGCACGGUGCUGAUUCAGUCGCUUGCUUCCCUCUCAACUUCCCAAGAUCUGCCGUACUGAAGGAAACAUGGCUGCCCUCACCACCUCCUCUCAAGCCGCCGUUUCUUCGGCUGUAGCGCGCAUCGCUGCUUCCGCAUCCGCGUCAUCGUCGCAACCCGGAAGAUCACUGUCGCAAUCGUCGUCGUCGCGAAUCGCAGCGGCCUCGCCUCUGCGAUUUGCUUGCUCGUCGCGGCGAGGCUCGAUCCAAAGAAGGCACGCCAUCGCCACGGACCGUCUCGUUGCUCGGGGAGACAAAGCAGAGGAGACGAUCAAGGCCGGAAAGGAGGAGGAGGUUGCGGAGAGCAGCCAUGAUGACAUCCCCCUUCCCACCGCCUUCGAGAUCCAGUCGCUGCUGAUGGAGCUCUGCGACGAGACCAAGAUCGCAGAGCUUAGAAUCAAGAUAGGCAAGAUGGAGCUGCACGUGCGCAGGGACGUAGGGGGGAUCAAGGCCGCGCAGGCGCAAGCCUUUGCGCAACACGCCCCCCUUCCCCCCAUGUUCGACUCGCUUCCGCCUGCGUCCCUGGCUGCAAUUGCCCCCUCUGCGCCCGUUGCCGCGCCCCCUGCUGCGGCUGACGGGGAGGAAGGCGUGGAUGAAGGGCUUCAAUACGUGACCGCACCGCGGGUGGGCAUCAUGCGCCGUGGGCGGCAGGUGAAGGGCAAGACGGGCAAGCCACUAGUUGCUGAGGGCUCGGAGAUAAAGAAGGGGCAGGUGGUGUGCUAUUUGGAGCAGCUGGGUACACAACUUGCGAUCGAGUCGGAGCAUGCUGGGGAGGUGGUAAAGUUCUUGGUGGAAGAUGGGGAUGCCGUGGGCUAUGGUGAUUCUCUCAUAGCAAUCCGGCCCUCGUUUCCUGGGAUCAAGAAGCUGGCCAUGUAGAAGGAACCUCUAGAGAGACACGUUGCAAAAUGCAUUCAAUGUUACUGGCACGCUGGUAUAUAACGUUUUGCAAUCAAUAUUACUCAGUUCACCUGGGAUAUGCUUUUCGCUUCCACAGCAGGGCUUCAGAAGUCAGGACAAAAUGCCCUGAUAUGUUGUAUAUGAAGGUGUUUUUUUAGGGUCGUCCUGUUUUUCCAGCUUUUGUUUCUGAGGCCU